AUGGAGAAAAUUGAAGAUAUUGUGAAAAGAAACAGGAGUGCCUUCCUUAGCAUUAAAGAUGAUGAAGCAUCAAAAUGUGACCAGUCUCUAACAUCCUUAAAUCUGGUUCUUUGUGGGAGACGAGGAGCAGGGAAGACCUCAGCAGCCAAGGCCAUUCUAGGUCAGACAGAUCUUCCUUCAGCCUUCAGCUCAUCACAGUGUGUUAGAAACCAGGGAGAGGUGCAUGGACGUUGGGUUUCUCUGGUGGAUCUGCCUGCAUUGUAUGGAAAACCUCAGCAGGAAAAGAUGAAGGAAUCAUUCAGGUGUAUCUCCCUCUGUGAUACUGAGGGUGUCCACGCCUUCAUCCUGGUCCUACCUGUGGGUUCCCUCACUGAUGAAGACAAGGGAGAGUUACAGACCAUCCAGGACACCUUCAGCUCUAGGGUCGACAACAACACAAUGAUUCUGUUCACCACAGAUUUGGAUCCUGAACAUCCAGAUGUGGUUAAGUGUCUUAAAAAAGAUAAGAACAUCAAAGAGCUAAUUAAGAGAUGUGGAAAAAGAUACAUUGUUGUCAAGAGCAGUGACAAGAAGCAGUUCUCUAAAGUAAUAGAUUUUGUAGGGAAAAGGGAACAAAGCUGCUACACAAUAGAAACCCUCUUUGAAGCAUACUUGGAUAAAAUCUUAAAACAAGAGGAAAACUUCUCCGGACUACAGACAAAAUCUUAUGGGUCCAGUGACAAGUGGACAAACGAGUGCCUCAGGAUAGUUCUGAUUGGGAAGACUGGUUGCGGGAAGAGCUCUUCAGGAAAUACUAUCCUUGGUAGAAAAGAGUUUGAAGCUGACAUAAGCCAAAAAUCAAUCACGAAAAAUUGUAAGAAAUCAAUGGGUGAGGUGGAGGGCCGUCCUGUUGCUGUGGUGGACACUCCUGGUUUGUUUGAUGACAGUUUAACACAAGAAGAAGUGCAGCUAGAAUUGGUCAAAUGUCUUAGCCUUCUGGCACCGGGUCCACAUGUCUUCCUGGUAGUGGUACCAAUAGGAGGAAGACUCACACCAGAAGAGAAACAGACAUUAAAACUUAUUAAAGAAGGUUUUGGGGGGAAUUCUGAAAAGUACACCAUCAUCCUUUUUACCAGAGGAGAUAUGAUAAAGGAUAAGCAGUCCAUAGAUGAUUAUGUAGAAAAAAACUGUGAUGACUCCUUCAAAAAGAUUAUUGACGACUGUGGGGGAUACCAUAUGUUUGACAACAAUGACACUCAAAACCGCAGACAGGUUAUAGAGCUGAUCAGAAAGAUUGACAACCUGGUGGCUAAAAAUGGAUGCUUUACAAAUGAGAUGCUGCAAGAGGCUGAAACAGCCAUACAGAACCAAAUUCAACAAAUCCUUAAGGAGAAAGAUGAAGAAAUGCAGAGAGAAAAAACAGAAUUAGAAGAAAGACAUCUACAGGAGAAGGAGGAGAUGGAAAGAAAAAUGAAGGAAGAAAGAGCAAAAUCUGAAAAUGAGAUGAAGGAGAAAGAAGACAAAAUUAAGGAGAUUGAGAAAAAGCUACAGCAGGCUGAAGAAGAAAAAAUUAAAGAACAUGUACGGAGAACAAAGGAAGAAGCUAAAUGGAAAGAUGAGAAAGAAGCCUUGAUGAAUGCUUUUGAAUCAGCAAGUUUAUCUAAAGAAUUUGCUCAUUACUAUGCGAACGACCAAAACCAAUCAAAAGGUAAAAAGAAAACUCUAGAAGCCUUGGAAAAAGAGAUGGAAACUUUAAGACAUAAAUGGGAAAAAGAGGACAAAAAGAGGGAAAAGGAAAACGAAAGACUUAAACAGGAUUAUGUAAAGAUAAAAGAAGAUUAUACAAAACAAAAGGAGGAGGAUGAAAGAAGAAAAGAGAAGGAGGUCAUGGACAUACAGAAACUGGAUGAUGUGUACAGGCAGGAGUUAGACAAACUUAAAGAAAGAUAUGAGGAAGAAGCCAGGAAGAAAGCUGAAGAGCUCAAUGAAUUUAAAGACAAAUAUUUUAAAGAAUUUGCAGCUCAGAUGCUACAGCAGCAUGAGAAGUAUAAUAUGCUAAGGGCCCUCAAAGACAUGAAUGACAACAAACACAGAAAAGAAAUUGCUGAUUUGGUGAAAUGCAUCACUAAAAAGAAAGAGAAUGUGAAAAAACUGAAGGACAUGCUGUCAAAACAAGAAGAAGAAAUGAAAAAGGCCAAAAGUCUACAAGAAAUCAAAAAACAGGGGGAAGAACACAACAAAGAGCUAAGUGAUCUGAUUCAGCAGCUUUUGACUGAAAUGGAUGAAAAAACUGGCUGUGUCAUUUCAUGA
This is a messenger RNA of Cyprinodon variegatus (sheepshead minnow), 2289 nucleotides long. Its product is annotated as GTPase IMAP family member 8-like. The record is from RefSeq and is a predicted model, not a curated record. The transcript is spliced from 2 exons. NCBI's taxonomy places the organism in Eukaryota, Metazoa, Chordata, Actinopteri, Cyprinodontiformes, Cyprinodontidae. Bases 1 to 2289 code for a protein of 762 amino acids. Gene Ontology annotation, molecular function: GTP binding.